Dreissena polymorpha is the source of this 1481-nucleotide messenger RNA. RefSeq names its product tripartite motif-containing protein 45-like. NCBI's taxonomy places the organism in Eukaryota, Metazoa, Mollusca, Bivalvia, Myida, Dreissenidae. Gene Ontology annotation, cellular component: nucleoplasm; chromatin. Gene Ontology annotation, molecular function: zinc ion binding; ubiquitin-protein transferase activity. The record is from RefSeq and is a predicted model, not a curated record. Gene Ontology annotation, biological process: positive regulation of DNA-templated transcription. The transcript is spliced from 3 exons. Bases 1 to 1362 code for a protein of 453 amino acids.
AUGGAACGGUGUCCGCUAUGUUUUGGAACCUUCCAGAAGCCAAAGCUUCUUCCGUGCCUGGACACCAUAUGUUUCACGUGCCUCGAUGAAUACGUGCUCAAGCAUGCGCGCGCAUCAGGGACAUUCCCGUGCCCGGUGUGUGGCUUGGAACUUCCGGUACCGGAUGGCGGCGUAUCCAAAUUUGAUGACAACCAGCACAUCAAGGUGGAACAGACGCUCGAGCGCGCCCAGGCGGCACAUGGAGGUCAUGUUCCUUGCGAGGUGUGCGAAGAGAAGAAGGACGCCACACAGCGGUGCAUCGACUGCGAGCAGAACUUCUGUGGCGCCUUUAGUCGGGCACAUCUGCGCCUUAACGCGGCUCGUACCCACACGCCCUUGUCAGUCUGGCAGGUCCAGAGGGAAGGUUACUGCGACAAACAUAAGAACGAGGAGCUGACGUUCUACUGCCGUACCUGUCAAUAUCCGGUGUGCAUGCGCUGUCGCCUGACCACGCACGAGGACCACACUACCGAGGAUCUCGUGGACUUUGCGUCGCGCACGAGACGAGAUCUCAACGUCGCGUUGGACGAGAACAAGGGCUUCCGGUUCCAUAUGCUGAACGAAAUCGAGGAGUUGCGAGUGUACGCCGAGAAAACGAACGAAGCUAAAAACGAAAUAACAAAGUUGGUGUCAGGAAGGCGGGAGCAGUUCCACAAAGCGAUAGAUCGGGUGUGUGACGCAAUGUUGAGUAAGCUUGAAACGGAAGUGGAGCGCGAACAGGAGCGCGUAGUCGAGGACAAGGACGCGGUGGAGCGGGACAUGCUGACUCUGUCACAGAAGAUCGCCACAGCCAACCAAAUGGCAGACUUCGGCUCGGAUAUAGAGGUGGUUCGCUGCCGUCAUGACAUCCUCGGGAGCCUCAAACUGGCGAAAAAGGAAGUGCCUCUCAGUAUGACGGGCAUUAAACUCAACAUUGAGUUCACAUUCCAGACACAGGCGGAAAUGAGUCUGCGGUACCUAGUCGGACGUCUUUCCACCGACCUGACCCCGCCCCGCUACAUCUCCGUCAGCGAAGUGGCGACGUUCCGCGUGGAGAACACGUCUGACGUAAUCAACUCCAUCUGUCCCUCGAUGGAUGAUAAGUGCUGGGUGGCGUGCGGCUGGAAGUCCGAGGUGUUCUUAUUCGACAGGUUCGGGCAGCGCGUUCGAACUAAGUCUCUUGGUCGUGACGUUGAUUGCCUGGCGAUAGACUCGGACGGAAACGCGUAUGUGUCAUGUCGUGAGGAGCAUUCCGUCAAGAGAUUUGAUAGGAACUUCCGGCGUCGAAUGGCGACGUUAAACAUCGAGUACCCGCGCGGUAUAGCGACGACCAACGAUAAUUAGUUGGUGAUCUGCGUCAACAAGACUACUACAUAUUUCGACUAUGAUUCUUGCCACGAGAAUCGCGUCUUGAAACUGGGUCCUGACGGCGACGCGUCAAAGGAGCUGAAAAAUCCGGCCCU